Messenger RNA from Cydia amplana, 2940 nucleotides. RefSeq names its product putative sodium-coupled neutral amino acid transporter 10. The record is from RefSeq and is a predicted model, not a curated record. The transcript has 10 exons. Bases 81 to 2810 code for a protein of 909 amino acids. NCBI's taxonomy places the organism in Eukaryota, Metazoa, Arthropoda, Insecta, Lepidoptera, Tortricidae. Gene Ontology annotation, biological process: amino acid transmembrane transport. Gene Ontology annotation, molecular function: L-amino acid transmembrane transporter activity.
AUGUGGUGGUCGUAUCGUAUAUUUUCGUUUUGUAGGCGUUUUAUUUAAUUCUAAAUAAAUAAAAAAAUAAGACUACUACCAUGGGUACGACAGGGCAGUCGAUCACGUUGGCCAACAGUAUUAUAGGUGUCGGGAUCCUGGCGAUGCCGUUUUGUUUUCAAAAAUGUGGAGUUUUACUGGCUACACUAAUAUUACUGUCGAUGGGGCUCGUGUCCAGACUCUGCUGCCACUUUCUGCUCAAGUCUGCACUUCUGGCUCGAAGGAGAAACUUCGAAUUUCUGGCAUUCCAUGUGUUUGGGCCAGCGGGCAAGAUGGCAGUGGAGCUGGGCAUUAUCGGCUUCCUCAUUGGCACCUGCAUAGCUUACUUUGUGGUUGUUGGAGACCUGGGACCGCAGAUUAUUGCUAAAAUGUUUAAUAUCAAUCAGAGUGAUAUACUCAGAACCUCCAUAAUGGUGAUAGUGUCGCUGGUAUGUGUGCUGCCCCUCGGUCUUCUAAGGAAUGUGGACAGCUUGAGUAAUGUUAGCGCAGCCACCAUCGGCUUCUACUUCUGCUUGGUUAUAAAGGUGAUAUCAGAAGCGACGUCGCAGCUCCUGACGGCAGAGUGGGGCUCCGUGGAGCAGUGGAGGCCGCAGGGCGUGUUGCAGUGCGUGCCCAUUUUCUCUAUGGCGCUUUUCUGUCAGACGCAAUUGUUCGAGAUCUUCGAGUCCAUGCCGACGCUGUCCUUAGAGAAGAUGAACGUGGUGACCAAGAACGCCAUUAAUAUCUGCACGGCCGUGUACUUCACGCUCGGCCUUUUUGGCUACAUUGCAUUUAAUAAACACGACAUUUCUGGCAACAUCCUGAUGAGUUUAAGCCCGACCAUGGCGAGUGACGUCAUCAAGCUGGGCUUCGUCAUGUCGCUCGCCUUCAGUUUCCCCCUCAUCAUCUUCCCCUGCCGCGCCAGCUUGUACUCUUUCCUCUACAGAAAGGUCCACCCAUCUCAGCACGACCACAUAAUCAACCACUCGAUCCCGGAGCCAACAUUCCGCUGCCUGACCUUGGGCAUCGUGGCCGCCGCGCUGGUGAUCUCACUACUCGUCCCCAACAUCGAGCUGGUGCUGGGGUUGGCCGGUUCCACCAUCGGGGUGCUGGUCUGCGUCGUGUUCCCCGCGGCUUGCUUCCUCAACCUCACCUUUAACAACACCAACGAAAGGGUUCUAGCUAAGGUGGUGCUAGUGCUGGGGUUGGGCAUCAUGGUGCUGGGCACGUGCGCCAACCUGCAGGCGGCCGAGCGCGCGCCCGACACGCGCGGCGCCAUCACGCCGGAGCGCAUCGACAAGAUCGUCGAGGACUUCUUCCACUCCAGGCAGUUGGAACAUGGCGGUAUCGUGGCGCCGAAAAUUGAAAUCGAUAAAGUUUCAAAAGAAGAUGUAAAGCACAGCAAAGAAAAAGUAGCAGACUCGGAAGUACAGCCGCCCAAUCCGGUUCCUCCAGAAUCACAACCUGAUGAGGCGCCGAAGGACCCUCCACGUCCCGAGAUAGCCAGGAAGAAGCCUGCUACUUCAGAGAAACAGCAAGAAGAUACACCUAAACAAGUCAAGCAAGAAACAGAUAAAGUUUCAGCGACACACCCGAAGAACUUAAAAAUAACAGAGGAAAAACGUUCAAACGUUGAAACAAAACAGGAGCAAAAGAUAGAUUCGCAAUUGAAAGAAGAAAUAAAACAAAUGAGCAAUCAACAGAAAAUUGAUCUUCUCAAACAAGCGCAGCUAGCCGAGACCAUCAAGCAACAUGGGGAAGAACAGAAAGAGCUAAUCAAAGAGCAGAAAGAAAUUCUAGAUAGUAUUAUUAAGACCAAGCAAGAGAUACAGCAAGAUAAAAACGAAGCGAAGAAAAUCGCAGUGGAAAGUAUUCAGAAGAUUGCAAAUGUGGCGAUACAGAGUUUAAGUGCUGUUUCAGAACAACCUUCUGUAGGGAAAAUAGAGCCUGAAAAUACUGCCAAUGAGGCGGUGAAGAAAAUAGCUGAUGUAGCUGUAGAAGCUAUUAAGGAAAUUAAAGACAAACCGAUACAAGUGUUGCCUUUACUUAAUAACGUUCCUGCUCGACUUCCUGAAGUCAAAAUACCGCCAGUACAACAUAGUGUGAAACAAAAUGAACAAAUUGCUCAAAAUCCUGUACAAAAUAUGAAUCCAGUCAAAUCACAAGAUAUAGUUUUGGAAAAUAGUGGAGUAAAGGUAGAUCUGAAUAACAAUAACAUCCUACCUGCAGUACAAAAUUAUAUAGGCAAAAGUAAUAAUGCCAUCGCGGAUAAUAAACCUCAAGAAGUCAAUAAUGUUCCACCGAUAGUUCAAAACUCUGCAGUAGAAGUUAACCCUAAACAAAGUCCUGAAGCACCAGUAGAUCAAAAGACACAUUCACACUCACCAGAUGAACCACAGUCUUACAUACAAGGCGAGGACAUGCAGAAAAUACCGGACGUACAAGCAAAUAUUCUGAACGUACCUUUACCACUUGCAAUUAAUGGAAACAAACUUAAAUCAGCCGAAGUUAAACCGGAGGUUGUGGAUAAACAUAUUGAUGUAGAAAAUGGUGCUAAACAACCAAAUAAUGAUAUAGAAAAUAAUGAAAAAUCAAGACAGAAACGGGAAGCAGUGGAUUGUUUGAAUAAAGCUACAUUAAGGGCUGAAGAUAAAGAAGUAUGUAAGAGUUUAGAUUCACCAGAGAUACUACCAAAUGUUGACUUGAAUGAGCUACCAAAACUGCCUGUAGAUUUAAAUAUGGUACAUCAGAUAAGAUCCCUGAAAAGUUAUGAUGAAGAGAAACGAAGGUAACAAAAGAUACAAGUAUAAUAUAAAAUAUUUCGUGUAACGUUCCUCUUGAAGAGAUAAUUGUCCUUGAUUCUAAACUAGUUUUUCUGAUAAAUAUAUGUGUGCAAUGUGUGAAGUUUAGUCAUAGUAAGUU